CGUGGUUCGUCAUUUGGUCCGCGUCCCAGGGCCUCGAUGACAAGAAAAAGAGAUGGAAUGGAAUCGGAGCAAACCUGGAAAAUCCAAACUGGAACUGGAGAGAUGACAAGUGAUGCCUGUUUCGGCGUGGUCCUUGGUCUGUUUAGCGAUGCGGCACUAAAUUUUCAAGUGGCGGGUAGAGGCUCCCACAGCACAGCUUCGGCAUGCUGGUACCAGGGACCUGUCGGGAACCUGGCGCGACUUGCCCACCCUCGUGCUGCAAGACAUGAGCGGAACAGCCAAAGGGCCAUCCCUCCACUCGCUUCUCUGGGCAGGGCUUGGCAUGGGUUGGGGGAGUUGCCGCUGCGAAACCAAGUCGUACUCUUCCCAUCCCGAGAUUUCUUCCCGGGCUUCUGUUCUCUUUCCCUUCUUUCCCCCCUUUCGGCCUCUCAACUGACCUGGGCCGAGUGCUUCCACCAAUCCCUUCCAGUUGCUCUCUAUAAUCUCCGUUUGCUUCAGGUCUUGUUUUUCACCACCACCACCACCCCUGACCUCGCGCCUCCCUUUUACAAUUGUUCCACUUUACCUGUCGCCUGAGUGAAAUUGGCGAGCCGACGCCCAGCUUUUGGAGCUAUCCGCCGUCGCCGUGACUCCCAAACCAGCAGCUCCCUCCACCAUCUCGUGUCAGCGCGACGACACGUAUUUUGCUGUCUCAACGGCGCCACCCACAACUCCCUGGGUAGCUACCUUGAUGGAAAGAGGCGUCUAUGCUUAAUCCAAAGCUUGUUUUUUGGUCGUAGUGGUACCUGACAACGCCCGCCACUGUUACCCCCUUCCACGUGCAUCGAACUCCCAAGUCAGCCAACCUUCCCGGUGGCCAUCUCCAUCUGCCUCAAAGCACAACAACAUUAUAACGCAACAUGGCGAACCAUCACCCUUCCCCUCCGAUGCAGAUGCGGAUCCAUCAUCCCCCUCCUGGCGCAGUUGGACCUCCCGGCCCGCCUCCCCCUCUUGCGGCAUCGCGUCAGACAUCGACCUUGUUACAAAUGAACGAGGUGGUGUGGAUCCAGCUUGGUAAUUUGGCUGAACGCAUGGGAAAUCUGGAAGAAGCGAUGACAUGCUAUGAAAGAGCUCUCACAGCCAAUCCAAACUCCAUCAAUGCCUUGAACGCCCUCAGUGUCGUCCUGAGGACGCAGGAGAACUUCCCCAAGGCGGCGGAAUAUCUACACGCAAUCAUCAAGCUUGAUGGGAACAAUGGCGAGGCCUGGGGCAGUUUAGGUCAUUGUUACCUCAUGAUGGACGACCUUCAACAGGCAUACCAGGCUUACCAAAAUGCCCUGCUGAAAUUGCCCAAUCCCAAAGAACCACGCCUGUGGUACGGCAUCGGUAUUCUCUAUGAUCGAUAUGGCUCGUUGGAGCAUGCCGAGGAGGCAUUUGCCGAAGUCAUGGCGAUGGACCCGCAGUUCGACAAGGCCCAUGAGAUUUACUUCCGCCUGGGCAUAAUCUACAAACAACAGCAGAAAUACACCCAGUCGUUGGAUUGCUUCAGAUACAUCGUCACCUCUCCUCCCGCUCCGUUGACAGAGGAAGACAUCUGGUUCCAGAUUGGACACGUACAUGAGCAGCAGAAAGACUUUGAUAACGCCAAGGCUGCCUAUCACCGUGUCCUUGAGCGGGAUCCCAACCACGCCAAGGUUCUCCAGCAACUUGGCUGGCUGCACCACAACCAAAGCCAAAGCUUUGCCAGUCAAGACAGGGCCAUCGAGUACCUGGAGAAAUCUGUGGCAGCCGACAACUCGGAUGCACAGAGCUGGUACCUUCUCGGCCGGUGCUAUAUGCAGCAACAAAAGUAUCCGAAGGCAUACGAAGCCUACCAGCAGGCCGUAUACCGCGAUGGGAGAAAUCCCACCUUCUGGUGUUCCAUCGGUGUGCUUUACUACCAGAUCAACCAGUAUAGGGAUGCGCUCGAUGCUUAUUCGCGUGCCAUCCGCCUCAACCCGUUCAUCUCGGAGGUCUGGUAUGAUCUGGGUACUCUGUAUGAAUCGUGUAACAACCAGAUUGCCGACGCCCUUGACGCAUAUCAGCGUGCUGCCGAGUUGGAUCCCAACAACCCGCACGUCAAGAGCCGAUUGCAACUCCUGCGAAGUGGAGGACAAAACGGCGCCCCUCCUGGACAGGCACCAACUCCCACUGAUGUUCACCCACAAGCUUAUCAGGCUGCAGGUGCAGUUGGUCCUCCGGGUCCUCAGUGGGCUGGCUCCGGCCCGCCGCCGCAGUCGCAACCCCCACAGCCGAUGCACAAUGGUGCUGGACCGGGCGGUCCCAACUCGUGGGCUGGCCGUGUUGCCGAGAUCAAUCCUCCGCCGCAGCCCCCCAACCCGUAUGCUUCCGACCGAAGCGAGCAAUUCCGGGGUCAAGCUCCUCCCAUGCAACGUCCGCCCAGUCCGAGACAGGAGCAGCAGCCGAGGCCGUACCAGGAGGCAAGCAGAGGUCUGGAGCCGCACAGGCGUGGUCCUUCGCCUCCCCCGGGUCAUUACGCAGCUCCCCCGCCUCCUCCCCCUCCCCAGCAGCAACAGCCGCCUCCUCCCCAGAUGGCUGGACCUCCACCGCGUGUGCGAAACCCGAACUAUGGAGGACACGCACCCGCCGCCGUUCUUCAACCGAGCAACGCACCUCCAAAUGGAGGGGCCCCGAAUCCUCUCAUGCCAUACCGCACCAAUAGCCCGAGAAAUGACGGCCGGGCCCCCAUGCAUGACAACCGAAUGCCUUCACCAAAGUCGGCCUAUCCCCAGCAUCAACCUCCUUACCCCCCGCACCCGUCUGAGCAGGCUGGACCCAAUGGUCCUGAGCCUGGUGUCCCUCAUCCUCCUCAUCAAGGCAUGCCUCUUGACGGUCCCCAUCACCGGGAGCAACAUGACCCACGCCCUCCCUCGGUUGGCCCCAAGCGCAUGCGUGAGUGGGAGGAUGAUCGCGAGUCUAAGAAGCCUGCCACGGAGGAGUCGCGCGGACGCAUGGAAGAUCUGCGGCACCGCCGCCCUUCUACUCCUCCGCGCCCUGAGUAUCGUCGCAACUCAUCGGAAGCCCACCGGUUCGACGAGCGGCGUAUGGAGGACCACAGACGCGUAGAGGAACAAAGACGAGCUGAAGAGAUUCGUCGUGCGGAGGAGCAGCGUCAUGGCAACGAAGGGUAUCACCCAUCUGAGGCUGCCCAUCAUCCCCAGUCACAUUCUGUCCCUGCUCAUCUGCCCCCAAUACAGCAGGGCCCGUCCUCGAUGCAGGGCAUCAUGCACGAUGGACCUGGUCCUCAGCCCGGACCGAGCCACAAAGACUAUCCCCCGGCGCAAGAGGAAAGGCGGAUAGAGCAUUCGCAUCCUCCGGCCCCUCACCCACCCCCGGCGAAUGAGCCCGAGCGCGCCGCCCGAAAAAUGCAUGUCAAUGAGGACUACGAUGACAGUGAGGAAGAGGAUAAAAAGGGUGACAUCAUCUCCGGGCCUGCUUCUGGUCCCAGUUCAGCGACAGCUGAGAUGAAGAAUGGAACACCCACCAGCGCCAGCAUCAAUGGCAUCAUGAGCCAAAAGGUCGAGAGCAAUUAG
Messenger RNA from Podospora bellae-mahoneyi, 3572 nucleotides. It is a transcript of the gene SSN6, whose product is annotated as glucose repression mediator protein. Bases 900 to 3572 code for a protein of 890 amino acids. The transcript is spliced from 5 exons. The record is from RefSeq and is a predicted model, not a curated record. Gene Ontology annotation, biological process: negative regulation of transcription by RNA polymerase II. Gene Ontology annotation, molecular function: chromatin DNA binding; protein binding; RNA polymerase II cis-regulatory region sequence-specific DNA binding. NCBI's taxonomy places the organism in Eukaryota, Fungi, Ascomycota, Sordariomycetes, Sordariales, Podosporaceae. Gene Ontology annotation, cellular component: transcription repressor complex.